Castor canadensis (American beaver) is the source of this 1248-nucleotide messenger RNA. It is a transcript of the gene Pter, whose product is annotated as phosphotriesterase related. Gene Ontology annotation, molecular function: hydrolase activity, acting on ester bonds; zinc ion binding. The record is from RefSeq and is a predicted model, not a curated record. Lineage: Eukaryota; Metazoa; Chordata; Mammalia; Rodentia; Castoridae. Gene Ontology annotation, biological process: catabolic process.
GAGCGGAGGGAAGGCGCCCCGGAAUCCGAGCGGGCACAGGAGCUGUGGGCCCGAAAACACUCUUUUUAGAGCAUCUCCUGCUGGUACUAUCCAACAUGCCAUCCUUAAGUGGGAAAGUGCAAACUGUUUUGGGCCUUGUGGAGCCAAGCGAACUGGGCCGUACCCUGACCCAUGAACAUUUGACAAUGACCUUUGACUGCUGUUACUACCCACCUCCUCCAUGCCAUGAAGCUACUUCUAAAGAACCUAUCAUGAUGAAAAAUUUAUUUUGGAUUCAGAAAAACCCUUAUUCUCAUAAAGAGAAUCUUCAGUUGAAUCAGGAGACAGAAGCCAUAAAGGAAGAAUUGUUGUAUUUCAAAGCUAAGGGUGGAGGGACCAUGGUGGAGAACACAACCACAGGAAUUAGCAGAGAUGUGCAGACCUUGAAGUGGCUUGCAGAACAGACUGGAGUCCACAUCAUAUCUGGAGCUGGGUUUUAUGUGGACGCAACACACUCUUCAGAGACCAGGGCCAUGUCAGUGGAACAGCUUACAGAUAUCCUUAUUAAUGAAAUUCUCCAUGGAGCUGAUGGAACCAAUAUCAAGUGUGGUGUUAUUGGAGAAAUUGGUUGCUCCUGGCCUUUGACUGAGAGUGAAAGGAAGGUUCUUCAGGCUACAGCUCACGCCCAGGCUCAGCUUGGCUGUCCUGUGAUUAUCCAUCCUGGACGGAGUCCAAGUGCACCAUUUCAGAUCAUCCGCAUAUUACAAGAAGCAGGUGCAGACAUCUCCAAAACAGUUAUGUCUCACCUUGAUAGGUCUAUAUUUGACAAGAAGAAGCUACUGGAGUUUGCUCAACUUGGCUGCUACUUGGAAUAUGAUCUGUUUGGUAAUGAACUUUUUAAUUACCAGUUCAACCUGGAUAUUGAUAUGCCUGAUGAUAACAAAAGAAUUAGAAGGGUGCGUUUCCUGGUGGAUGAAGGCUACCAAGAUCGAAUUCUGAUGGCACAUGACAUUCACACAAAGCAUCGACUGAUGAAAUAUGGAGGUCACGGCUAUUCUCAUAUACUCACCAACAUUGUUCCUAAAAUGUUACUUAGAGGUGUAACUCAGAGUGUACUUGACAAGAUACUGAUAGAAAACCCUAAGCGAUGGCUAACUUUCAAGUAGGUUAGUUGUUUAGGAAUUUACACCUUGAAUAUAAAACUCGGCAGUGAAUAUUGAGUGAUUUCAAACCCACUGUGGGAUAUUCAUCUGAGCCACAUAGGACUAC